AUGGCCAAGUUUGGUGAAGGGGACGAACGAUGGAUCGUGGACGAGCGCGCGGACGGCGCGAACGUGCACGGAUGGCACUGGGAAGAGAAAGACGCCUUACCCUGGUCCCGCGAGAGACUCGGUGCGCUCUGCGGGGGCGCGGAGGCUAAGAAGGAUGCUUUGCUCCAAGCGUUUCCAGAAGUUUCCUUUGUCAAGUGCGUCGGUUUGACCAAGUGCGAGGGCGAGGCGUACGUGAAUAAGAGGAAGGGUAAGAUCAUUCCGGGGUACGAGUUGGAGGUGGAGAUCGCGUACGAAGGGGAGUGUCGAGGGAAGGCGUGCGGUGGUAAGGUUAAGAUGCCGUACGUGGCGGAUGAGAACGCGGACGAGGACCCAGAGUGCGUCGCGGCGCCGGCGUCGGACUCCACCGAGGAUUCUAUCGUAAGAGAGGCGGUGUUGAAGACGUUGGUGCCGAUCAUCUUAGAGGGCGUGCGGACGUUCGUGAAGGAAAUGGCGAAGGGUGGACCCGGUGGCGACGCACCAGUCAGCGCCGAGGCGGCGGCGAAAGCCGAGGCGGCGAAAGCGGCAGACGCGGCUAAGAAGGCCGCAGCAAAGGAGAACACGCGGAGCGACAAAGCCGCGCCAUUAUCGCAGAAGAAUCACACCAUCAAAAUCACCGAGAACUUUUACUGUCGACCGAGGGAUAUCUGCGAAGCACUGAUGGACGGUAGCCGAGUGAUGCACUUCACUCGUUCGAGGUGCAGCGGUUUGAACGGAUCCACAGGAAAGUUUGACAUGUUCGACGGUAACAUUCAAGGCGAGACCAUAGAUUACGUCCCCGGGGAGAAGAUCGUUCAGAAGUGGCGCUUCAACUCGUGGCCGGACGAUCACUAUAGCACCGUGACUAUAACCUUUCGAGAGCCCGAUCCUGGAAACUGUUGGGUUGACCUCGUGCAGACCGACGUCCCGGAGUGCGACAAGUUCGGCAACGAAACAGUGAUGGACACCACUGAGAACGGUUGGAAAAAUUUGAUCUUCGCUCGCAUCCGCCAGGUCUUCGGCUACGGCGCGUGA
This is a messenger RNA of Ostreococcus tauri, 1050 nucleotides long. Its product is annotated as Activator of Hsp90 ATPase homologue 1-like. Gene Ontology annotation, biological process: protein folding; positive regulation of ATP-dependent activity. The record is from RefSeq and is a predicted model, not a curated record. Gene Ontology annotation, molecular function: protein-folding chaperone binding; ATPase activator activity. Gene Ontology annotation, cellular component: cytosol. NCBI's taxonomy places the organism in Eukaryota, Viridiplantae, Chlorophyta, Mamiellophyceae, Mamiellales, Bathycoccaceae. The transcript has a single exon. The coding region runs from base 1 to 1050 and encodes 349 amino acids.